Molecule: messenger RNA, 1871 nt
Organism: Hippocampus comes (tiger tail seahorse)
Lineage: Eukaryota; Metazoa; Chordata; Actinopteri; Syngnathiformes; Syngnathidae
Gene: ssr1
Product: signal sequence receptor, alpha
Exons: 10
Coding region: 69-1031 (320 amino acids)
Cellular component (GO): endoplasmic reticulum membrane; endoplasmic reticulum
Source: RefSeq, a predicted model, not a curated record
GGUGGAGUAGCGUAGAAGAAGAGAACCUGGCGUGACGGCUGUCCCCGUGUGUGCCUGUGUUGUGCCGUAUGAAUGAUUUGAUGUUAAAAAUGAUGUCAUUUCUUCCCAAACUCCUUCUGCUGGCGUUGUUGGCUUUCCCGGCGCACGUCGUUUUCAGGGGGCCGUUGGUGGGAGCCGAGAUUCGGCGAGAGGACGAUGACAUGGACGUGAUGGAGAUGGAGGAAGACAUCGUGGACGACGUCAUAGACGACGGGAUGGCCGACGACGGCGCGGUGGACGACGAGGACGACGAAGCGGAAGUAGAAGACGACGAGAACACGGAACUGAUCGAAGAAAAGGAGGAUGAUGAUGAUGAGGAGGAGGAAGAGGCGUUGGUCGGGGAGAUGAAGGCAUCGCCUUUUGCCGACACCACCAUCCUUUUUGUCAAAGGAGAAGACUUCCCGGCCAACGACAUCGUCAAGUUCCUGCUGGGCUUCACCAACAAAGGUUCCGAGAACUUCGUAGUGGACUCCCUAGACGCUUCGUUCCGAUACCCGCAGGACUACCAGUUCCACAUCCAGAACUUUACAGCGCUGCAGCUGGGGACGGCGGUGCCGCCCGGGCGCCAAGCCACCUUCGAGUAUUCCUUCAUCCCGGCGGAGCCCAUGGGGGGGCGCCCCUUCGGCCUCGUCAUCAACCUCAACUACAAGGACAGCAACGGGAACGUCUUUCAGGACGCUGUCUUCAACCAGACGGUCACCAUCACUGAGAAGGAGGAUGGACUCGACGGAGAGACCGUCUUCAUGUACAUCUUCCUGUCCGGCCUCGGCCUGCUCGUCGUCGUCGGCCUUCACCAGCUGCUCGAGUCCCGAAAGAGGAGGCGCCCGGCUCCGAAAGUGGAAAUGGGAACCUCGAGUCACAACAACGUCGACCUCAGCUGGAUCCCGCAAGAAACCCUCAACCAGAUCAUGCAGAGUCGCAGAGACAAAGCGUCGCCCCGACGGUCUCCUCGCAAACGUAACCACAAACGCUCGGGGGGGUCUGACGAGUAAAUGGGUCGCAAGCGACCCGGCGUGCCGCCACCACCGCGACGACAAGGGCGAGGACGGCAACGCCUCAACGUGGUCGCCGGCCGAGGACAGUAACCGCGAGUGCCAUCAUGUCGGGCUCCCCCCCUUCCCCCCAAAAAAAACUUUAACAUGCUGAACGCUCUUCCACACGACACAGAUUCAGCCGAAUGGUUGUGUUGACACUGAUGAUAAUCAAGAUGAUUUUUGGAAGACGCUUAACUGCUGACGUCGCUGUAGUGAAGAGCUGAGAUGAGGAUUGUCCACUUGGAAAUUUUUCCAUGCGAAUUGAUUGGAAUAAGAAUGUGCAUAAUUCACAGUUGGCUCUUAAUAGAUUUUUUUUUUUUUUUUUUUGGGAGACCUACGGGAAAUCUGCGUAGGUCUCAUGAUUAACGUACAAUUUGGCACUUUUUCAAAAUUGCCCCGGUUUCAAUUCGUCAUGGAAAUUUCAAUGUUUGCAGCUCUCCACUAGAGUGUCAUGAAAAAAAUUUAAAAAACACUCUUUUGUUUUCUUAAGUGUUUAUGUGAUGCACUGAUGACUCAAGACAAGUUGAACAGGAUGAUGAUGAUGAUAUUUGUUGACUGGCAUGCACAGGAGCAAAAAUGUCAGCUAAUUUAUUGGAAAGACAUUUCUGGUGUGGGUAGGGUGUAAUGUUUGUUUUACCACUAGAGGCGACACUGCUGACUUGCCUUUUUUGGGUUUUUUUUUGGUGUCAGAAGACAAGUACAGAAUUGAACUUUGUCCUUUAUGUCAAGGGCUAUGUUCAUUGAUUAUUUCUUUUCUAAUUUGCUUUUUAAUGUCCAGCAAAUAAAGGUUUAUUUGCA